Rhipicephalus sanguineus (brown dog tick) is the source of this 3187-nucleotide messenger RNA. Its product is annotated as probable RNA-binding protein 19. Gene Ontology annotation, cellular component: ribonucleoprotein complex; cytoplasm; nucleus. The record is from RefSeq and is a predicted model, not a curated record. Lineage: Eukaryota; Metazoa; Arthropoda; Arachnida; Ixodida; Ixodidae. Gene Ontology annotation, molecular function: mRNA binding.
CUUUAACAUGUCAGCCCCCAGCGAUUGAGCGUGGCUCAAGCAUGCGUACUUGUUUUGGUUAAGUAGCGCUGUCACAUUCACGCGUGAGAUGUCUCGAAUUGUCGUGAAAAACCUUCCCAAAAAGGUCAAAGAGGAACGGCUGCGGGAGUUCUUCUCGACGAAAGGGACGGUGACCGAUCUGCAGCUGAAGUACACGAAAGAAGGUGUCUUCCGACGCUUCGCCUUCGUGGGAUUCAAGGAUGAGGCCCAAGCCGCUGCUGCCAAGGAGUACUUCAACAAUGCGUACCUGGACACUUCCAAGCUUCAGGUGGAGAUCUGCGCCGCCCUGGGUGAUGCGCAGAAGCCGCGCUCAUGGAGCAAAUACUCUGCCGACAGUUCUGCCUACCAGCGUCUGCACCCCGAGACGAAAAAGCCCAAGCCAGUCAAGGAGAAGUCGCCAAGGAAAAACUUCGCCGACGAGUUCUUGAAAGAUCUGGAAGGCAACGAGGAGUUUGAAGAGUUCCUCAAGGUGCACGGUACGCACAACAAAGUCACCUGGGACAAUGACACGCGUGCUCCGAAUGCUGACGGGGAUGCCAAGCAAGUGAAGCCAGCCAAGGCAGUACCACCUCCCAAAUCAGCGGCCGAGGAAGAAGAGGAGGACAGUGCCGAUGAAGAGGAACCUAAAGAUGACUCCGACAAGGCUCCAGCUAUCAGUAAGGCCAAGAAGGAUGACAAGCAGCCACAAGUACCGCAGCAGAAGCAAAAGCCCAAGCUACCAGUGCAAGAGUUUGCCUACACGUUGAAGGUCAAGGGACUGCCGUACAACUGCAAAAAGAAACAAAUCAAGGACUUCUUCAAACCUGCCAAAGUGGCCAGCCUGCGGCUUCCACCAAAAGUCAGAGGCAUUGCCUACCUGGGCUUCAAGAAGGAACAAGACAUGAAGCAGGCACUGAACAAGCAUCACAGCUUCAUGGCUGGACACAGGUUAGACGUCACAAAGUAUGCAAAGCAGGUGGUUCCCGAAAAAAAAUGGCGGCAGUUUGAAGACUUGGGUAACCCACAGGACACACUGGCAGAUACUGGGCGCAUUUUUAUUCGAAACCUGUCCUACACAAUCACUGAAGAAGAGCUGGAGGAACUCUUCAAAAAAUACGGUCCUCUGGAAGAAGUACACUUGUCCAUUGAUCGGGUUACGCGCAAGCCAAAGGGAUUUGCCUUUGUCAGCUUCCUCUUUCCCGAGCACGCAAUCCGGGCCUUCACCGAACUGGAUGGCCAGAUGCUUCAGGGUCGGCUUCUCCAUCUGUUGCCAGCCAAGGCCAAGAAGUCUGAGGAAGAGGAGGGCGAAGGCACAGAGGCCAAGUCUUACAAGGAUAAAAAAGAAGAAGAGCUGAAGAAGUCCAGUGGCAGGAGCCACAAUUGGAACACCCUCUUCUUAGGAGCCAAUGCGCUAGCUGACGUCAUGGCUGAGCGUUACGCCACCUCUAAGCAAGAACUGCUUGGCACCGAAACAGGUGAGAGCGUGGCCGUGCGCAUGGCCCUGGGCGAGACCCAGGUGGUGGCCGAGACACGAGAAUUCCUCGAGAGCAACGGCGUGGUGCUGGAUGCGUUCAGCCGGCCAGCCACCGAGCGCAGCAAGACGGUCAUUCUAGUCAAGAACCUGCCAGCGAAGACUCCACCCAAGGACCUCCACAGUGUCUUUGGAAAGUUUGGUAUCCUGUCGAGGGUAGUCCUUCCACCUUGGGGAGUAACCGCCCUGAUCGAAUUCCAGGAUCCGACCGAAGCGCGGGCUGCGUUUCGGCGGCUCGCUUACUCCAAGUUCAAGCAUGUGCCCUUGUACCUGGAGUGGGCACCCACUGGUGUGUUCUCUACAGAGAAGAAAGGUACAGACAAGUCAAAGACUGAGGGUGAGACAAAGGCCGACACCGUGGAGCAGAAACAUGCUGAGCGACCUGCUGAUGAAGAAGAGGAGGCGGAGGAGGAAGAAGAUAUGCCACCAGAGCCAGACACAACGCUGUUCAUCAAGAACCUCAACUUCUCCACCAACGAGGAGGCUGUCCGAGAGCAUUUUGAGCAGUGUGGACCCAUUCAUGAAGUCACCAUUGCAAAGAAGAAGGACACCAAAAAUCCAGGUCAGCUUCUGUCUAUGGGCUACGGCUUUGUACAGUUCAAGCAGCGCAAGGCAGCCAAGCAGGCUCUCAAGCAGCUGCAACAUUCCAAGCUGGACGGGCAUGCUCUCGAGCUCAAGCUGUCCACACGGGCCACCACCAAAGAGGAAGUGGCGGCUGCACAGCGCAAGAAGGUGACGGAUCUUGGGAAGGAGGGCACCAAGAUUCUGGUGCGCAACAUCCCUUUCCAGGCCAACCAGAAGGAGGUGCAGGAUCUCUUCAGUGUGUUUGGAACUUUGCGAGGCAUCCGGUUACCCAGGAAGAUUGCUGCCGGUGGUCGUCAUCGUGGUUUUGGCUUUGUUGAAUUUCUCACCAAAAAUGAUGCCAAGCGUGCGUUUGAGGCCCUGUGCCAGAGUACCCAUCUGUACGGCAGGCGUUUGGUGCUUGAAUGGGCCUCCACAGAUGACCAGGAAGUGGAUACACUGCGCAAAAAGACCGCCGAUCACUUCCUUCGGGGCGGUCCUUCGAGCAAGCGCCUGAAGAAGUCCGACCUGAUGGCCACGCUGGAUGCUUCCGGUCAGCAGCCUGAUGCCGACUGGAACCUCUAGCUUCAACGGAAGGCUUCCUUCCGCUGUACACACCUGUACAAACUGACGCGCGAACAGGACUUCCUCCGAGGCAGGGAUUUCUGUGCACCGUGCGUGGGCUGUGGCCGCACGUACGUCACCGAGUGGCCCUUUGCGGCCACGGAUCAAGUAUCUCGUCAACGCUGCUGCAGAUCGAGCGGAGAUGUCUUUGAGCAGCUCAUUGGGUGUCUCUUUCCAUGCUGCACCGCAGCUUCCCUGCCCUACAUUGCUCAUCAGGCACCAGCAGGGGCCAGUAAAAAAAAAAAACGGAAAACAAAGCGGGCAACCUUCCUUCAAGUCAUCGCUGUCCGGCUCUAAGCUGAAGCGCCGCGCAAGUGCGCGCAAUAAUUCUCGUCACCGGAUCAUUUAACAGUUGCGGAUGUCUUAGGCCACAUCUGUUCGACGAUCCAUCUUGCACUGAUGUAUCCUGGGGUAAUGUAAGAUGGUGGGAAUAAAAAGGAGGUUCUAUUUUUU